Brachypodium distachyon (stiff brome) is the source of this 1370-nucleotide messenger RNA. Its product is annotated as triosephosphate isomerase, chloroplastic. Gene Ontology annotation, molecular function: triose-phosphate isomerase activity. Gene Ontology annotation, biological process: glyceraldehyde-3-phosphate biosynthetic process; glycolytic process; glycerol catabolic process. The record is from RefSeq and is a predicted model, not a curated record. NCBI's taxonomy places the organism in Eukaryota, Viridiplantae, Streptophyta, Magnoliopsida, Poales, Poaceae. The coding region runs from base 154 to 1062 and encodes 302 amino acids. Gene Ontology annotation, cellular component: cytosol. The transcript is spliced from 9 exons.
UCGCUCUCCUUCUUCCAUCUCCCCCGUGUCCCCCCUUUCCGGUUGGUGUGGUGUGGUGGCUGGCUGCGCGCAUCGGCAUCACCAGACAAGCAGACGCUCUCGCCCCACCAACCGCAGGCGCAGCCGCGCGACGCAGAGAUUUGAUAAGAGAGAAUGGCGGCGCCGUCGUCCCUCGCCUCCUCCCACCUCUCCCGCCUCGCCGACCUCCGCCGCGCCGCCGUCAACGCCGCCCCGCAGCAGCACCAGCUCCGCCUCGGAUGCUCCCGCCGCCGAGCGCAGCGCCUCGUCGCCAUGGCCGGAUCCGGCAAGUUCUUCGUGGGAGGCAACUGGAAGUGCAACGGAACAAAGGAAUCCAUCAGCAAGCUUAUCUCUGACUUGAAUGCUGCCACUCUCGAAAACGACGUAGAUGUUGUGGUAGCACCGCCGUUCAUUUAUAUCGACCAGGUCAAGAAUUCACUCACUGAUCGCAUUGAGGUGUCUGCUCAGAAUACGUGGAUUGGAAAAGGAGGAGCUUUCACCGGAGAGAUCAGUGCAGAGCAAUUGGUGGACAUUGGCUGUCAAUGGGUUAUCCUUGGUCACUCUGAGCGUAGACAUGUUAUUGGUGAAGAUGAUCAGUUUAUUGGGAAGAAGGCUGCAUAUGCCUUGAGUCAAAAUCUUAAGGUUAUGGCAUGCAUAGGAGAACUGUUGGAAGAGAGGGAAGCUGGGAAAACUUUUGAUGUCUGUUUUAAGCAGAUGAAGGCUUUCGCAGAUAAUAUUACAAACUGGACAGACGUUGUAAUUGCAUAUGAGCCUGUCUGGGCUAUUGGGACUGGAAAAGUUGCUUCUCCUGAGCAAGCUCAGGAAGUUCAUGCUGCUGUUCGUGAUUGGUUAAAAACCAAUGUAUCAGCUGAUGUUGCUUCUAGCGUUCGGAUUAUCUAUGGAGGUUCUGUAAACGCAGCAAAUUGUGCAGAGCUAGCAAAGAAGGAAGAUAUAGAUGGCUUCCUUGUUGGCGGUGCCUCUUUGAAGGGUCCGGACUUUGCCACCAUUUGCAAUUCGGUGACUUCCAAGAAAGUUGCGGCCUGAUGGAGAACGCCUCCAUGGUAGAAAUAAGUGAUCAGAGAGGCAGCUUUGCUACAAAGUCUGAGAUAGGUGUUCCCCGUGCGAAUCGUGAUCGUGUUCAGGUUUUGCUGAUUCUUUGCACGAAGAAGAGAAUAAUGCGAGAUGGCACCGUUUUCCUUCUCAUGGACCUUUUGUACGGAACGAGGAUUCGCUUUGUACGUGAGGUGUGAGCAGUCACUCACACGUGAAUUCUGUGGUCUGAUCCAUCCAAAAGUCAGACGAAUAGUCGAUGGUGUCCAUUACUUUCGUACCAACGUCACAACAGAUGACCA